GAGAACCUCCGACAGCAGUUGCGUCAUCACACAGCACGGAUAUGAGAUGUUGUGUCUGAUUGUUGGCAACGAUAAUGAUAGCUAAGUUAUUGAAAAUGAAGUCUAGUAAAUACAAUUUUGUAUUUCAGUGUGCGAGAUACUGACCGCAUAAUUUUGUCGAGGACGUGCUAAAGAAAGGAGAGACAUUUGAGAGGCCAAGACUCAGGGACCACGUCAUUGACAGUGAUCUUACACGGGUGUGCAGUCCACGGUCCUUCCCGGUGACCACUUCUCUGUCGCCAGUCCUGCAGGGGGAGGUGGGACUUCGGUCUGAGAUCGCGGGAGGGCGUGGCGGGUGCCGAGCCGGAGACACGGGGAGCAGGAUAGGGAAGCAGAGCGGAGCCGGCGCCGAGGGGUUGGCGGAGAAGAUGGCGGGCAGCCCCGAGAAGAGUGCCUCCGCGCAGGAGCUGAAGGAGCAGGGGAACCGCCUCUUCCUCAGCCGCAAGUACCAGGACGCCUCCGUCUGCUACAGCAAGGCCAUCAACCGGAACCCGUCAGUGUCGGUGUACUACACGAACAGGGCCCUGUGCUACGUCAAGCUGCAGCAGUACGGCAAGGCCCUGGCGGACUGCAAGCACGCCCUGGAGCUGGACGGCCAGUCGGUCAAGGCCCACUUCUUUCUGGGCCAGUGCCACCUGGAGAUGGAGAACUACGACGAGGCCAUCGGCAACCUGCAGAGAGCCCAUAACCUGGCGAAGGAGCAGCGGCUGAACUUCGGGGACGACAUCCCCAGCGCCCUGAGGAUAGCCAAGAAGAAGCGAUGGAACAACAUCGAGGAGAAACGCAUUAACCAGGAGAACGAGCUGCACGCCUAUCUCACCAAACUCAUCCUGGCCGAGAAGGAGAGGGAGCUGGACAACUGGCGGGAAAAGCAGGAGGACGAGUCAGAGGACAACAGAAGCAGGAAAGAGUUAGCCAAGAUCCAGUCUAAACACGAUAAAUACCUCUCUGACAUGGAGGAGUUAUUCUCCCAGGUGGAUGAGAAGAGGAAGAAGCGGGAGAUUCCCGACUACCUGUGCGGGAAGAUCAGCUUCGAGCUGAUGAGAGAGCCCUGCAUCACCCCCAGCGGCAUCACCUACGACCGCAAAGACAUCGAGGAGCACCUGCAGCGGGUUGGACAUUUUGACCCCGUGACCCGGAGCCCUUUGACCCAAGACCAGCUGAUCCCCAACCUGGCCAUGAAGGAGGUGAUAGACUCGUUUAUCCUGGAGAACGGCUGGGUGGAGGACUACUGAAACCCCCUGAGCUUCUCUAAAAGGAAAAAGAAGAAGAGGGGGAAAAAAAAGAAAAGAAGAGAAAAAGCCUGGCGGGAGGCGGACCCUUAAACGAAAGCAGAAGCGAACAAACAAAGCAAAACGAGUGCACCCUCCCGGGUGAGCAUGUCAGCCAGGAGACGGACUGCCAAAAACCUGAACUACAACCAUCUCCUGCCAUUCUCUAUCUCUCCCUCCCUCCCUCCCUCCCUCCCUCUAUUCUUCUCUGGCCUGCACACUGCCCACCUCUUCCCUCGUAUCCUCACGGUUGCCUCUAAUAAAAAGCUUUCCCUCUGCAGCGGUGCUGCCGCCUUCAGCACCGUCCUCCAUUUUAGUUUGAUGGUUUUGCUUUGAUUGUACGCGAGUGUGUUUGUGUUUGGGACUGCAUGGUUAUGUUUGGAGAUUGGGUCGUACUGUCGAAUUGAAGCAGCAAGUACUGGAUGUUGUGCUGGAUUUGCACUGUGGGGUGAGAUGAGGGCACUGCUGUUGCCCCAGAGUUGAGUGUGGGCUCCUCUUCUGUUUGAAACUUGUCACAUUGCAAUGCUUGUUUAGUCUGCAGAUUGUCAGUCUUUCCUUAAUGGCGUUGCAUUAUAAAAAACAGCAGAGCUCAGUGGGUCAGGCCCGGGUGGGAAACUACAGGAGCCGGUUCACACUAUAGCACAAUUCCCCACUCAUCCAGAGAGUGUAGAAGGGUGGUCUAACCAUCUCCUGUCCUACACUGCCUGCUCAUCCAGAGAGUGUAGAAGGGUGGUCUAACCAUAUCUCCUGUCCUACAAGAAUGUGGAGGAAAUGUCUGAUGGAACUGUACUGGAGGUAUGGGUUCCAAGCAUUCAGAAUCCUGGGUCCAGUCUAAAGUGGUCUGUAGACUCCUCCUGGUUUUAUUGACCAUGAACAUUUAAGCACACCUAAUCAGACCUGGGUCAAACACAAUUCAAAUACUUUUCUGUGCUCAAUUAAUCUUGCCUGGUGUAAUUGAGCCAACCGAGGGGACCAGAAGGAGGGGUUUGCACUUUUUCAUAAAAUACACCAUACAAGCUCAUUAAAGCUUAGGAAAGUAUUUGUAAGUUCGUAUUUGACCCAGGUCUGCGUCUAAUGUCAUGGAGGAAAAGUUGCGUGUAUAGAAAUGUGGGUGUACUUUUGCUCAAUGUGAGGAAAAGAUGAUUUAUAAGCGUCUUGCACAUUUUGAUCAGUUUCAAAACCUUUUUUUUUUUUUUUUAAAUCAAAAACAAAAACAUGCUGGGAUUGCAGUUUGUGGUGCCUCCUUUGUGUCCUUGUGUUUUAGCAGUUGUCCCUUGUUUUCAUAUUGACAUCUCAAGGCUGUUGAGUAAUCAUUUUAGCUGUGGACCAUUGGUUUUAAAAUUCUUCUUUUGUUUGACUCAACCAGUUUUAGGUGUGUGUCUGUAGCCGUCAGUAUGUCUCUGAGCAGUGGUGUGUCUCUAGGGGUCAGUAUGUCUGUGAGCAGUGGUGUGUCUCUAGGGGUCAGUAUGUCUGUGAGCAGUGGUGUGUGCCUAGAGGUCAUUGUGUCUGAGCAGUGGCGUGUGUCUGUAGCUGUCAGUAUGUCUGUGAGCAGUGGCGUGUGUCUGUAGCUGUCAGUAUGUCUGUGAGCAGUGGUGUGUGUAUUUAGGGGUCAGUAUGUCUGUGAGCAGUGAUGUGUGUCUUUAGCGGUCAGUAUGUCUGAGCAGUGGCGUGUGUCUGUAGGGGUCAGUGUGUCUGUGCUGCCUGUAGAAAUGACCAGAGCAGGAGAUCUUUACCACACUGGUCUACACUUUAACGUAAUCCAUAACCAAUCGGAUCGACACCACUUUGAUGGCUGCGGCUAAGGAUUUCAGUUCUGGACUAAAACCUCCUAGUAGUAGUAUUGAAGUAUGCCCUUUAUCAUCUCUGUUGAACUUCUGACUGAAUCUGAUUUCAAAAGUUCUGUAAAGGCUUGGCUCCUGCUGCACUGUGAAAACGAGAAGCGUGUGGCGAGGAAAUGACAUGCAGCCUGAUUCUCUUGUCCCCUAUCCCUGUGAGAUGUGCUGUGCUGUUUCAGGUGAAUGCAGAAGGGACAUUGUUUGUUUUUUUUUUUUGUUUUUUGGCUUCAUGUAUAGUUCACACUGAUUGUAGAAGGGCUAUUGCAUUAGGAAAGGUAAAAUUAUAAACUACAUUCUUCCAUUUAAUUUAGUUCAGCAUCUAGUGACAGAAGGUGACAAUGCAUUUAAGUGACCCUCAAAUAACUUGAUAAUUCAUUGAAAUGUUUUGCUUGUUGGGUUUGGGUGUGAAUGAUUUGGAUGGGUGAAUUUAUUUAGAACCACAUUGGUCAUUUUUGCUACUGUGAUUUGCCAACUUUUGUGGUUUGGCACACAGGACACUCGUUUGUGAGCUCUGAUCAUUGGUGUUGUGCGGUACUGGUUGGUUUUUCCACAUUUGUGUGUUUGCUAAUAGUUUAUUUUGUGUGUGUGUUUUAAGGCUUCGGAAAUUUUCUUAAUUCUACCAUCACCAUUCUCUCACAGGCUGCACCCUGUGCCCAGGUCUUGAGUGCCCAGGUCUGACCCCAGUAUAGUGACUCAUGUCCAGAUGAAAGGUAGCUCUGUGGUGCUCUUGUUUUGUGUUGAAAUAUUUCAUUCUGCUGCUGCCCCGGACAAGUGAGUUGUCUGAAACACUGUCAUGGACUCCGUGGCGGUCAUCGUGCUGUUGUUCUCCGUCACGCCUCCCACCCCCGCCCUGAUGUGCUGCUCUCCACUGCAGAAUGUAGGCUAGUGUGCCGUUAGUCACUGAGUGUGCUUCCCUUCUCAACAAUCUGUUAUCGGCUCCAGCGAUGACUCGCAGGAAUAACCAGGGACGGCUACCGUUUGCCCUUGAAAUCCUUGCUGUCUCUAUGAAACACUGUUACUCGACAAAGGGAAACCCGGAGCAUUACAUUACAUUGCAUUAAUGGCAUUUGGCAGACGUACAGUUGAUUAGACUAAGCAGGAGACAAUCCUCCCCUGGAGCAAUGCAGGGUUAAGGGCCUUGCUGAAGGGCCCAACGGCUGUGCGGAUUGUGGCUACACCGGGGAUCGAACCACCGACCUUGCGGGUCCUGCAGAUCACUGAUGCUUAAACGGAGCUGAAAGGCCCGUCCACAACAAGAACUAUAACUAACAAUAACGAUGUGAGCAUCCACACUGAUGAACGAUUAUGUUCUGCGAAUAGUGGCAUCAAGUGUGACACCCUCUAAAUUUGGAUUGAAGGAAAAUACCAACGAUAUAAUUUGUCACUGGUUGUCGUUACAGUGCCGUUGACUCCACUUGAGUUGGAAUGAUCUUUACAUUGUUAUUAUAGCUGUCAUUAUUUGUCAUCAUUCUUGAUGUGGAUGGGUGUUACUUCUUCAAUCAAUUGGUACGUCCUUGAAAACGCUCCAGGAUCUACUCUUUCCCUUUUCAUGUUGUUACUCCCGUCAUUGAAACUGUUCUCAUGCGUCUUCAGUUCUCAAUGGAGCGAUUGACUGCGGCCUUCAGUACUUAAGGAUCGAGGUGCCCAUUUGGGGAUACAAGAGACACAUCACUUCAGAUGUGACUACAUUUGCUUCUAAAUGCAAUUCUGGAAAUUUUUGAGAAUACGUAGAAUUGAUUGCCACGUAAUAAUGGGUGCAUAGACAAUCAAUUCCCCAAUUUUCUAUCCACUCAACAGGCUUUCUUUAUUGCAGAAUUGAUCUUAAUGGGAUUCUUGACACAUCACAUCAGUGCUGAAUGUAUAAUAUCCUUUACAUUUAGAGUGGCAGUCAAAUUUGCAGUCUUCCCAAGACUGGGUAGAUUCGUUGAGCAAACACUGAUCUCUGGCUUUCAGUUACUCCACUCAACACUGAUGUCUUGAUUCAGUUACUCCACUAAACACUGAUCUCUGGCUCUGUUACUCCACUCAACACUGAUCUCUUGAUUCAGUUACUCCACUCAACACUGAUCUCUUGAUUCAGUUACUUCACUCAACACUGAUCUUUGGCAGAGCAAGUGAGGUAGAUUUCCCAGGUUCUUGUGUUAAUUUAAUGAGCAGCAGUGUUUGUGGCUCACCUUCGUCCCAUGGGUUAAAUUAGCUAACUGGAAUAACAUUUCAGUCACAUCAACAGUUGUCAGUCUCAGCACAGGUGUCCCAGCUAGCGCGUAGCAUUACUGUAUGUUCACUGCCGUAAAGCUGGUAGUUUGCGAUGAAAAAACAAAAAACAAAAAAAAAACAUUACUGCAGCACUCCUAUUCACCACAACACAAGCUGCAGGAAGGUUAAGUUCCAGUAGUGGUCAAAUUUUUUUAAGCUCCUUCUGACUGUAGGAGUUUUAAUGUUCACAUUUAUUUGAUACCGAUUUGUACAUUUAUACUAAUAAAUGUAUCUAUGAUAUUUAACCGUUUAUGGUAGAAUAUUGCUGACAAUUAUUGCAACAAAUUUAACUUCAUCCUCUUUGACAACCAGUAAGUCUAUCAACGCACACCCCCAAGUAUCCUCCGAUAUCCAGUCUCUAAAUCGGCAGUGAAAUUGUUUUCAGUGAUGAAAUGCAAGCCGUCUGAAAUGUGUUCAUCCAGGAAGCGUACGUUUUGGGGUUCGUCAGAUGGCUGAGUUCAGUUCCCUUCACUACUGUUCUGGAAUCUAGUAUUAAAUGUAGUGACCCAAUAAAGACAACUCAUGAUGAACAAGAA
Molecule: messenger RNA, 5937 nt
Organism: Conger conger (European conger)
Lineage: Eukaryota; Metazoa; Chordata; Actinopteri; Anguilliformes; Congridae
Product: E3 ubiquitin-protein ligase CHIP-like
Exons: 8
Coding region: 408-1274 (288 amino acids)
Biological process (GO): protein quality control for misfolded or incompletely synthesized proteins; cellular response to misfolded protein; positive regulation of proteolysis
Cellular component (GO): Z disc; cytoplasm
Molecular function (GO): ubiquitin protein ligase activity; protein-folding chaperone binding
Source: RefSeq, a predicted model, not a curated record